This is a messenger RNA of Helobdella robusta, 333 nucleotides long. RefSeq lists its product as hypothetical. Gene Ontology annotation, molecular function: protein binding. NCBI's taxonomy places the organism in Eukaryota, Metazoa, Annelida, Clitellata, Rhynchobdellida, Glossiphoniidae. The record is from RefSeq and is a predicted model, not a curated record. The annotation marks the transcript as partial. The transcript is spliced from 3 exons.
UCGGGGAGAUGUAUAUUAAACCAGCUACGAUGCGAUGGUGUCUGGAACUGUCUGGAUGGCUCGGAUGAAGCUCGAUGCUUCAACCUAUGUUCCAGUGGUCAAUUUCAAUGUGGUAGUGGCAAGUGCAUAACUAAUAAGUGGCUAUGUGAUGGUCUGUUGGAUUGUGCCGAUGGAACCGAUGAAAAACAAUGCGGUUUAAUUAAAUGCCUCUCAACUGGCAACUUUUGGUGUCAGAAUACUACAAGGUGUUUAAUGAAGAAGGAGAUAUGCGAUGGAGUCAAGCACUGUCCUGAUAAUAGCGACGAAGUGAAUUGUGGUAAGGGGUCAAAAUGA